Messenger RNA from Aspergillus welwitschiae, 453 nucleotides. RefSeq lists its product as uncharacterized. The record is from RefSeq and is a predicted model, not a curated record. The coding region runs from base 67 to 330 and encodes 87 amino acids. Lineage: Eukaryota; Fungi; Ascomycota; Eurotiomycetes; Eurotiales; Aspergillaceae. The transcript has a single exon.
GGCACGCAUGAGCAGGUAGGGAGGCUCAAACUGGACAAAUGGAGACGCAGACAGAACCUUCGUUUCAUGGUCCCGAACAAUAUCUUCGUAGUAAGUUGGCCUUGGAACGUCGUCGGGCACUUCGCUUGCAGUCUCUGUGCCCGCUGCUGUGUCUUUAGCAGAGGAACUACUCGCCCCCUCGCUAGAAACGUGGCCUGCGUCGGUCUUCUUCUCCGUCUCGGCAUCAGUCAAGGCCGGCAUCUGCGCAAACUCAUCUCUCAUCAAGCAGGUCUCCAGCUUGAGGUUGUAGACAACAUAGGUCAUAAAUUCAGUGAUUCUUUUGACCUUUGAAAGCACCUCGCUAUCACCACCGCGCAAAACAAUCGUGCAGCCCAAUUCUUUACGGCAGCCAGAUAGGUACAUGUAUGUCUUUUUUCGGCCGUUGUACACAUAUGUCUUGACAUCAAAGCUGCC